GCUGCUCGGUUGGGGACGUGUUUUGUGACGGCUUUUUCUAUGCAUGGUGCAGAAAAAAUGAAUUCUACGAUGAGUGAGGAGCCUGAUGCGCUCUCUGUGGUUAACCAACUGCGAGACCUAGCAGCUGACCCCCUGAACAGAAGGGCCAUUGUUCAGGAUCAAGGAUGCCUGCCAGGACUGAUUCUCUUUUUGGACCAUCCCAACCCUCAGGUUGUUCAUUCAGCUUUACUAGCUCUCCGCUACUUGGCCGAGUGCCGUGCCAACAGAGAGAAGAUGAAAAGUGAACUGGGGAUGAUGCUCAGCUUACAGAAUGUAAUCCAAAAGACCACUACACCAGGAGAGACUAAACUUCUAGCUUCUGAAGUCUACGAUAUCCUCCAGUCCUCCAACCUGUCUGACACGGACAGUGUGAACGAGCUGAACUACCGGCGGCGGAAAGCCCAGUUCUUCCUGGGCAGCACCAACAAGCGCGCCAAGACCGUGGUGCUGCACAUCGACGGCCUGGACGACUCGUCUCGAAGGAAUCUCUGUGAAGAAGCCUUGCUGAAAAUCAAAGGUGUUAUCAGUUUUACCUUUCAAAUGGCUGUCCAGAGGUGUGUGGUCCGAAUUCGCUCAGACCUAAAGGCAGAGGCCCUGGCCACGGCCAUAGCAUCCACCAAAGUCAUGAAGGCUCAGCAAGUGGUGAAGAGUGAGAGCGGGGAGGAGAUGCUGGUCCCGUUCCAAGACACCCCUGUGGAAGUGGAGCAGAACACAGACCUCCCGGAGUACCUACCUGAAGAUGAAAGCCCCACGAAGGAGCAGGACAAAGCAGUGUCCCGCGUUGGGUCCCACCCAGAGGGUGCAGCCAGCUGGCUCAGCACAGCAGCAAACUUCCUGUCAAGAUCUUUCUACUGGUGACGUGGGUUUGGUGUUCAGAGACUGUGUGGCUGAACCGAGAGGGGGCCAGUUUGCCAUGGCUGUGGUGGAACUGCCAAGUGCAAUUUGCAAUAACCCAUCCCAGGAGUUUUAGAUUAAGCAAAUAUAUGCUGCAAUUUGAUAUUUUAUUGGACAUUUAGCCUGAUGGGACAGGGGUCAGAGGACAGAGGCCUCCAAGCAAAUCUCUUUCAGUUGUUGUUCCUGUAAGGUUUUAUUGCUUCACUUCUCAAAACUGGGUCCACUCUUCCAUACCAAAUGUCCAUAGAGCUUUAAGUUUGGCUUCACAUGGAACACCCCUUAGGGAGAGGCUGCUUAGCUCAAGUCUCAGGGCCUCUGUGAAAGAAAAUUCUGGAGACCUCUAGUUGCGUAUUAAACAAAAUCUCCUUUUUAUUUCCACAUCCCUUUGGGACUAACCUUACUUUGUUUCAUUUUAUAGAUUUUUGACUCCAGAGAAAAAAAUGCAGUCUGCCUCUUUCUGCUUUUAUUUCCUUUAGUUUUUGCUCACUGCCUGAGCAUCACCUUCCCCUCUUUGCUAUUCAACUGAAAUCACUACAGACUUGAACCUUAGAACCCUUCUCUCUGUACUGAAUUCUUUUCCAGCCUACCCUUAGCCAUUGGAGUGCUUAAGAUUAAGGAGUAAGGGAUUGCCUGGACACAGCUGUGUGUACAGAUGUUGUACAGUGAAUAAACCAGCACAUGUUUGUAAGGAUGGGUGUGAGUGACUGCUAGAUGUGUAACCAACCAAUACCACUGACUGCUCUCUUGCUAGCUGGGGAGACUGGAGCUGGAAAAGCUGUGGUGCUGAUGACCCAGUGCAGCUCUGUCUGCAGAGAAGAGAGGGGUGGAGGCUGUGUUUGGGUAAGAAAUGGUGUUUGCUGUUAGCAGAUGGGUAAUGGUAACUGAAACUUGAAGAAGAAAGCAGAGCUGAAUGCCUCUAUUGCCACAGUGCCACACAGAGAUUGUGACUGUAACCCUUUCUACUUUGUUUUAUUUUUUUCCCUAACAAAUCUACUUGUAAAUUACUGUUCCUGAUGAGACUCCAUGGAGUGUGCAUCAUCUUGGACAGGCUUCAAAAAUAUCUGCAAACCAUUGGCUUUACCUUUACAGCCUAGGUGUGAAGAUCUCUUUGGUGAUUUCUGUGAGCAGAAGUGAUAAGGAAAGCAAAAUUUCUGUUGCUAGAGAGUAACAAACAUCUGUGAGCUGGUAGUGAGCACUGGGUGUGUGCCUGAGAGCAUUCAGUGCACAGGGCUUGAAAACUGCAGUGCUACUGCUUAGCUGCACCAGAGAAAUGCAGCUAAGAGCUCUAAAUGAUGUCAGUCUCUAAGUAAUGUUGUUAGCAACCUCUAAAUCAUGGUAUCAAGCCCAUCAUACAAUGCUUUUGUGUGGUGUUUGUGAUAAUAUUCAUUGUUUACCACUUGGAGACUCAGAGAAUGCAUUGAAGUUUAUUCCUCUCUGCCCUUGCACGAGGAAUAACAGCAACUAAAAAGCACAGAGUGUUGUAGUAGUGCUGAGGAGAUGGUGAUGUCAAAGAAUAAUGCUGGCCAGAGUUCACCCCACCCCCAGGUGUCAUUUUAGGAUCAAAACAGGAACAAAAGCUUGCUGGCAGAUGAGCUGUCUCCUGGUUUUUUCUCUCUCUGGUUUCUUUUUGAUCCAGGUUUACACGCACAGAUUGCAAAUACAGGCUUCCCAGGGCAUGUAUUGCUUUAGAUGUGUGCUGCUGCUCAUCCUGCUGUCUCCAGUGUACCAAAUGUGUGUUGAGAAGUCCUCUGGAUACAGAGCUUCCUUGGUCUGCAGUCACAUUGUUUGCAUUUGCAUUGCUGCACAAGGAUUUGGGGCAAGACUGCAGCCUGUGGGUGUCAGUGGUUGGAUCCCAGUAGGUGUGGCAGCCUGUCUGUGCAUUCGGUCCCUAGCUGUGCUUCUCUGACAGUGUUGCAGCUCUUGUAGAACAGUUUAAGGCAUCUGUACAAGUUUUUGAAAUAUAUUGUAAAAUA
Molecule: messenger RNA, 2906 nt
Organism: Indicator indicator
Lineage: Eukaryota; Metazoa; Chordata; Aves; Piciformes; Indicatoridae
Gene: ARMC1
Product: armadillo repeat containing 1
Exons: 7
Coding region: 40-897 (285 amino acids)
Molecular function (GO): metal ion binding; protein binding
Source: RefSeq, a predicted model, not a curated record